AUGGAUUCGUCCGCUCUAAUGGGAAUCCGCAUUUCCAAGAACUUCCACUACGAUUCGUUCCCUUCCGAAGGACUGGUUGGAGACGGAUUCGAGAUGAAUCACAAUUUGCAUUGGUGAGCGAUACAUUCAAAGCGCUGUAUCUCAGCGGCCUGUAUAGAUAUCAAAAAGUGAUCAACUGAUAAAAUGUACAAAAUAUCUUUAUUAUCAACUUACUAGUUGACAACUUUUCGAUAUCUCCACAGACGGCUGAGAUAUAUUGCUUUGAAUGAACGGUAUUCGGGGUGUCGCUCUAUUACAAGUUUCACGCUAUUUUAGGCUCAGUCUUUCAGGUCGCUGAGCAUGAACUCUACCGAAAGACAGCUUCCUCUCGCGUGCCACGUGUAUCCACGUGUCACAUUCACCUGGGACAAUCCGUUCGUUCAAAAGUACACGGGACAAAUGUUCAUCGGUGUGAGCGGAGCGAAAAAUGCGACAAAAUGGUUUGAGCUGACCCAUUCCGGACAAAUUGUCGUUGUGGAAAUGGAAACGGAAGCGGAAAAUGGUCCGUGGAUGUGUCAUCUGGAUUUGUGUCUGACUCCGAUCCCAUCGAAGAUGACGGCUCCGAUGACGACGAACUUUUUGAAGACGCACCUGACCGAUGUGAUUUUGAACGUCGGCGGAUACCAUUUGCACGUCAAUAAACAGGUUGGAGGGACCGUCCGAGGUACUCUCGAAUAUUGUGCUUCUAGCUUCUUUCGGUUCACUCCGAAUGGUUUCGACUAGUGUUCGCUUCGAUGUCUCCGACUGUCAAGGCCUUGCCGAUCAAUAUAAAUCCGGCGGAAAAGUUCCAUUUCGCUCAAGUGCUCAGCCUGAUUCACCCGUUCCCGGCACUCGAAAUCAGUGAGUGAAUUGCAUCUUCUUUCCCAUAAAAAGGAGACAUUUCAGACGCAUUCAACAUCGACAUCCUUCUGAGACUGGCUUCCUCGUUCAAGAUCCCGGCGGCCAUAAAGUACCUGGAGACGUUGCUUCUGAGCGAGCCGAUCGAUGGGACUCUGAAGAUUGUGUUGGCCGACAAAUACGGACUGCAGACACUGAUGCGCAAGAGUUUCGGAAGACUGUCGGGGUUGGAACGGAUUGAGAAGCUGUUGGGCGACUCGAGAUUCGAUUUGCUCUCGGCAAACACGAAGGAAAUUAUCUUCCAGAAGUUUUUGGAAUUCAGACAAUAA
Messenger RNA from Caenorhabditis sp. 36 PRJEB53466, 1205 nucleotides. The record is from the annotation of a GenBank genome assembly. NCBI's taxonomy places the organism in Eukaryota, Metazoa, Nematoda, Chromadorea, Rhabditida, Rhabditidae.